AUGUCGACUGCUGAGCGCGAGACUGAGCCUACUACGGUGCAACAGAACGAUGCCUCCCUCCCCGAGGUGGCUUUGAACGAAAAGUCCAUGGACGCUGACGAGAAGGCCGUGGCCGACACCCCGGAUGGCGAGGAGCCCACCGAGACCGAGAAGAAGGCUCUGCGCCACAUCGCCGAGAACCUGCCCGUCUCCGCCUGGCUGGUGGCCAUCGUCGAGUUGAGCGAGCGUUUCACCUACUACGGCAUGCAAGGCCUGUUCCAGAACUACGUCCAGCGUCCCUUGGAUGGCUCCGAAGGCCGGGGCGCACUGGGUAUGGGCCACCAGGGCGCCACGGGAUUGACCACGUUCUUCCAGUUUUGGUGCUAUGUGACUCCCAUCUUUGGUGCCAUCAUCGCCGAUCAGUACCUCGGAAAGUACAAGACGAUCGUGCUGUUCUGCGGCGUCUACAUCACUGGUCUGCUCAUCCUGGUCUGCACCUCCAUCCCCAGCGCUCUGGCCCACGGAGCCGGUGUGGGCGGGUUCAUCACGGCGAUUUUGAUCAUUGGCCUGGGCACGGGCGGUAUCAAGAGUAACGUGGCUCCUCUGAUCGCCGACCAGUACAAGCGGAAGAAGAUGGCGCUGUCGACCACCAAGAAGGGCGAGCGCGUCAUCAUCGACCCGGCCCUGACCAUCCAGCGCAUCUACAUGAUCUUUUACGGUUGUAUCAACAUUGGUUCAUUGUCCCUGCUGGCCACCCCGUACAUGGAAUUGUACAUCGGCUUUUGGUCCGCCUUCCUGCUGUGUCUGUGCAUGUUCAUCGUCGGAACCGCGGUGCUCCUGCUGGGUCGCAAGUACUACGUGGUGCGCCCGCCGCAGGGCUCGGUCGUCACGGACGCCUUCCGGUCCCUGUGGAUCAUGGUCAAGAACCGCAACAUGGAUGCCCCCAAGCCCAGCUGGCAGGCCGAGCACCGCGGCGAGUCGGCCACCGUUGUGCCGUGGGACGACCACUUCAUUGACGAGGUGAAGCGUGCGCUGGUGGCCUGCCGGGUGUUUGCUUUCUACCCGAUCUACUGGUUGGUGUACGGGCAGUUCUCGAGCAACUUCGUCACGCAGGCCGGCCAGAUGAGAGGACAUGGCAUCCCGAACGACCUGAUGCAGAACUUUGAUCCCAUCUCCAUCAUCGUCUUCAUCCCGCUGCUGGAGACGAUCGUGUAUCCGCUGAUGCGCCGCAUGAAGAUCCCCUUCCGCCCCAUCACCCGGAUCUCACUGGGUUUCGUGGUUGCGUCGUUGGCGAUGGUCUACGCUGCCAUUGUGCAGCACCUGAUCUACUCGGCCGGCCCGUGUUACGAGCAUCCACUGUCGUGCCCGGGCGCGAUGGUGGACGGCGUGGCCCAGGGCAACAACGUGCAUAUCGCCAUCCAGACUCCCGCAUACGUGCUCAUUGGUAUCUCGGAGAUUUUCGCCUCGGUGUCGGGUCUGGAGUACGCUUACACCAAGGCGCCGCCGUCGAUGAAGUCGUUCGUCCAGUCGAUGUACCUGCUCACCACCGCGUUCGGAUCUGCCAUUGCCGAGGCCCUGACUCCCGCCGCGUACGACCCGGCCAUUCUCUGGAUGUUUGUCGGUGUCGCCUGCGCCUCGUUCCUGGUCGGUGUCGUGUUCUUCGCCAUCUUCCGCCACCUUAAUGCCAAGGAAGAUGAUAUGAAUGCCCUCGACGCCGAUGACUAUAUGCCGGACGCGCCGCGCGAGGAGGAGCGCCGCGAGUCGAAGAACUAA
This is a messenger RNA of Penicillium riverlandense, 1752 nucleotides long. Its product is annotated as peptide MFS transporter. Gene Ontology annotation, biological process: transmembrane transport. NCBI's taxonomy places the organism in Eukaryota, Fungi, Ascomycota, Eurotiomycetes, Eurotiales, Aspergillaceae. Gene Ontology annotation, cellular component: plasma membrane; fungal-type vacuole. Gene Ontology annotation, molecular function: tripeptide transmembrane transporter activity; dipeptide transmembrane transporter activity. The transcript is spliced from 2 exons. The record is from RefSeq and is a predicted model, not a curated record. The coding region runs from base 1 to 1752 and encodes 583 amino acids.